Messenger RNA from Otolemur garnettii (small-eared galago), 1048 nucleotides. RefSeq names its product tetratricopeptide repeat domain 23 like (gene TTC23L). The record is from RefSeq and is a predicted model, not a curated record. Gene Ontology annotation, molecular function: protein binding. Lineage: Eukaryota; Metazoa; Chordata; Mammalia; Primates; Galagidae. The coding region runs from base 29 to 943 and encodes 304 amino acids. The transcript has 8 exons.
GGGGCCCAAGUUUGGUGUUCGGGGCUGUAUGGAAUCGCAUAGGAACUGGGUUCAGGAGUUUGAGAGGAAUAAGAUGCAAGCCAGCCCCAUCCGCAUCCCAACUGUUAGCAAUGACACGGACUGGGACUCCUGCUUCCAUCUGUCACAGGAAACCAAGAUCCCAGCACACCAGCAAACAGAUGUGUUGUAUUCUUCUUGUGGGUCUGGAGAGAGUGAAGAAGAAACUAAAUCUGGGGAGGAGGAAGGGGAGGAGGACACAGACUGUAGGUUUCUUCCUAAAGACGAGUUAGCUCAAUGUCAGAAGAAAAGUGCUCAACUGAUUAAGGAAAAAAUGAAUACCCAAGCAAACAGGGAACUGAUUCGAUGUGUCAUCCUUUCUCGGAUUAUUUUUGGAGAAAAUCACUGGAAAUGUGCACAGGCUUUGGUCAGCCUAGCUUAUGGCUAUCUGACGCUAAGAGGCCUCCCAGUUCAGGCUAAGAAGCAUGCUGAGUCUGCCAAGAGCACGCUGUUGACCUGGAAGUCCAACAUGACCUCACAAAAGGAUAAAAGAGAAAUUCUGGAAGCUCUGGUCAUGCUCUAUUACACUCUGGGGGUGGCCUGGCUCCUGCAGAACCAUGGCAGAGAGUCCUAUUUCAACCUACAGAAGGCAGCAAGAAACCUGAAGGAACUGAAAGAGUUCCAUCAGGGAGGCAUUUGUGGAUUACAAGUCUCAGAGAAAGACCUAACAAUUGCUUUGGGCAGAGCCUCCUUGGCCAUCCACAGGCUGAAUCUAGCUCUGGCAUACUUUAAAAAGGCGAUUGGCGAUGUUGUUGCUGCCAAAGGUGAUAGGACGCCAGAUCUGAUUAGUCUAUAUGAGGAAAUUGCUCAGAUUGAACAGCUGAGGAGGAACCACGACCAGGCCAUCCAGUACUUGCACCAGAUGCUGUUGAGGUAUAUUUUAUAAAAAGUAUCAGUGCAUAUCAAGCAACACUGGGCUCAGAAGAUUUUGAAACACUGAGUACCAUUGAAGAUUUUUGCAAGUGGCUUAUCCAAAAUGGGGAAAAACAGG